GCCCUCCGUAGCCCGCGGCCGGCCGCCGCCGCCAGGUUGUGCCUGAGACUGUCAGAUAAAGCGGCGGGCCGGCGGGCGGGGCGGCGGUGAGCACGGCCCGGGCCGGACAUGGCGGCGCUCUACGCCUGCACCAAGUGCCACCAGCGCUUCCCCUUCGAGGCGCUGUCUCAGGGGCAGCAGCUGUGCAAGGAAUGCCGGAUUGCUCACCCUGUUGUGAAGUGCACCUACUGCAGGACUGAGUACCAGCAGGAGAGUAAAACCAAUACAAUAUGCAAGAAGUGUGCUCAGAACGUGCAGCUGUAUGGAACGCCUAAGCCUUGUCAGUAUUGCAACAUAAUUGCAGCAUUUAUUGGCAAUAAAUGCCAACGCUGCACAAAUUCAGAGAAGAAGUAUGGACCUCCUUAUUCUUGUGAACAGUGCAAGCAGCAGUGUGCGUUUGACAGGAGAGAUGAUCGAAAGAAGGUAGAUGGGAAGCUGCUGUGUUGGCUGUGCACACUGUCAUACAAGCGUGUCCUUCAGAAGACCAAAGAGCAGAGGAAACAUCUGAGCAGCUCUUCUCGAGCCAGCCAUCAGGAGAAGGAGCAGUACAGUCGCCUGAGUAGUGGCAGCCAUUACAACAGCCAGAAAACACUUUCUACAUCUUCAAUUCAAAAUGAAAUCCCAAAGAAAAAAUCCAAGUUUGAGUCAAUCACAACUAACGGAGACAGCUUUUCCCCAGACCUGGCUCUGGAUUCCCCCGGCACUGAUCACUUUGUCAUCAUUGCCCAGCUGAAGGAAGAGGUGGCCACUCUGAAGAAGAUGCUGCAUCAGAAGGAUCAGAUGAUAUUAGAGAAAGAGAAGAAGAUUACAGAGCUGAAGGCUGAUUUUCAGUAUCAGGAGUCUCAGACUCGGGCCAAAAUGAAUCAAAUGGAGAAAACCCACAAGGAAGUCACAGAGCAGUUGCAGGCCAAAAACAGAGAGCUUCUGAAACAGGCAGCUGCUUUGUCCAAGAGCAAGAAGUCUGAGAAGUCGGGCACCAUAACAUCUCCAUGAAGACCCUGAGAAGGCUCCCAGCAACAACAGCCAGUGCUCCUGGGUCAGGGUUGGCAACCUGGCUGUUCUCUGGGAAUUGUGCUUUCUUACAAAAUCUCUAUUUUCUUAACCGUUACCCUUCUUUGUGCGAAUGUAGUGGGCUGAAUGGAAACACCUGGUUUGUGCCGUUAUGCCUGCAUGCUGAGCGUUUGGGGUUUCAGACCUGCUCCUCCUCCGCUCCCCUGUGCGCUCCCCACUUUAGUACUUGAUGUUUUCCAUAGUGGUCACUGCUCAGUGUUAUGUGCAGAGUUUCUGUCCACUGUCACACCUGUCGUCCACUGUGCAUCACUGCCACCAUCACUGCCACCCUCUGAACCUUGAAAACUGCCACCUUGAGACUUCGUGCGGUGAGAGAGGCUUUCUCUCGCCAAUAAACCUUUUGCUUCAGGGUAUACUCUUGGGUUUUUUCCAGGUAUAUUAUGUAUGACCUUUGUACUAUGUAUAGACAGAGUUUUAUUUAUUUUUUAAAAAGGAAACCUUUUCUUGAUAAAGGAAUGAUGGUAGCCUAGCUAGUUCUUGUAAAAGCAAUGCCUCUUUGGAAAAAAGAAAAAAAUGCAGUCUUGUUUGCUAGCUUUUAGUAAGAGAAUCCGAUCUUUUCUUUCUCGUUACCUUAGAGUAAAGGUAAAUGCUGGAGGCGUAAGUGUGGAGCUAAGUGCCUUCGGAGGACUCUGGGAGAGCAUUGAGGAGAUGCUUAAGGGUGCAGAGAUUGACCAGUCUGUCUUUAAGUAAGGGCAGAAAGAACGGUUGUCCAGGUUGUACUGGACACUUCCCCUCUACCUACCCCCCUCCUUUUACAUAAUUGUAAAUUCCCACGUUGCCACUUCUUUUUUAAAAGCAUACCUGUUUCUUGCUUGUGUCAGUGUCAUACUAGGCUGUUAACAGAACACUUUUUUUUUUUCUUUUAACAUGAGCAGAGUCAAGUGGGAUAAGAUUUGAACUACUGUGUUUUCAGGGCUCAGUGUGGGCUGUGUGGUGGGGAGACAUCUCACUGCGCCUUACCCCCUGUCCUCAUCCUGUCCUGGGAGCAGCUGGGCCUCCCUGAGUGUGCCCUUCUCCUUAUUUUGACCCAGUAGACGGGUGGGAAGGGAUAGGUUCAUGUGGAGCCUCACUCCUCUAUGUUUGUGAAAGCAACUAGAGACGGGCAGUAUGUGCCAUGACACACAACAAACCCUGGAAUCGGUGCAAACGGUACCAGAGUUAGAGCCGAUGGUGAAGACAGGUGACGUUUGGACCACAUCCACCAGCAUUGGACAGCAAAGGUCACUGUUCCCAGCAGGUGCUCUGAAGUUAGUGAUUGCAUUGUCAGAAGAGACUCAUGCACACGGAGGGACAGAUGUUGACGUGAGUGCUCUUUCUGACAGGAGACUGGAAGGGCCAUGUAUUUAGAUGUCACCAUGGUAGGGAAUACAGUUUUCCCUGCUUGGAAGGGUGCUGUGCUGAAUCAUUUUGUAACUUUUUGAAUGAGAAACUUUUAGGUAAAGAUAACUGUCAUACACUAUAUUUCAGAUGCAUUUGCUUCGGCUGUGGGGAAAAGAAGGUAGAAAAAGAAUGAGUCACGGUUUCUUAAAACUAAGACUGAGAAAUUGUGAAUGUGAAUUGUGAAAGUACACAAACGCUCAUUUAGUUUUGUACUAAUUCUUUUUUUUAAGGUCUUAGCAUUUAAUACUCAGCAAACCUACACAUUUUCUAAACUACCAUGAGCUCCUGAAUGGUAAAGAGUAAAUCUCAGUCUUGAAAUGUUGAUAUUUUUUUGUUUGUUUGUUUGUUUGUUUUUUAAAUCAUGACAGCAUUUUACCAUGAAAUUGAGUAACUUUUGGUAACACCUUCCGUUUCUUUGUAUGUUUGUAAUAAUGGACAUUUUAAAACAUAGGAAUGUUUUGGUUUGUACAGACUUUGACAAAUGUGUGUUAAUAAAAUUCAUAUUGACUCAGA
Molecule: messenger RNA, 3003 nt
Organism: Phodopus roborovskii (desert hamster)
Lineage: Eukaryota; Metazoa; Chordata; Mammalia; Rodentia; Cricetidae
Gene: Fam76a
Product: family with sequence similarity 76 member A
Exons: 9
Coding region: 109-1032 (307 amino acids)
Source: RefSeq, a predicted model, not a curated record